Messenger RNA from Microthlaspi erraticum, 1197 nucleotides. Lineage: Eukaryota; Viridiplantae; Streptophyta; Magnoliopsida; Brassicales; Brassicaceae. The record is from the annotation of a GenBank genome assembly.
AUGAAUACUUUGUGGAACUCUGCGAUGUUGAUUAUAGCCUUAGUGGUAAUAAAGAUCAGCCACUGGCUUUAUCGAUGGUCAAACCCUAAGUGCAAUGGCAAGUUACCACCAGGAACAAUGGGUUUUCCAAUCAUUGGAGAGACAUGUGACUUCUUUAAGCCUUCUGGAUUCAACGAUAUCCCAUCCUUUGUGAAGAAGAGGAUGUUAAGGUACGGGCCAUUGUUUCGGACGAACAUUCUCGGUUCCAAAACAGUGAUCUCAACGGACCCGGAUGUGAACUUCCAAAUUUUCCGGCAAGAGAACACGUGUUUCGAGAUAGGCUAUCCGGACAUAUUUUUCAAGGUAUUUGGAAAAGACAAUCUGUUCGGGAAGGAUGUGAAUAUCCACAAAUACCUCCAAAAAAUCACCACGGGAUUUAUUGGCUCCGAGGGUUUGAAGCGAACGAUGAUAGGAGUCAUGGACAGAGCGGUCCGCGACCAUUUUAUAUUGAAAGCUAGCCAAGGGAGCUUCGAUGUUAGGAAAGAAGUUGACAGCCUGGUAUUAGCAUACAUGACACCAAAUUUUAUUAGUAACCUCAAACCAGAGACUCAAUCAAAGCUUAUGGAUAGUUUACAUGACAUCUCUCUUGAUUGGUUUCAGUCCAUCUUCAGUCUCUCUACUUGGAAAUCUCUCAUCAAAGUCAUGAAGUCACGUGGAGAAGCCCUCCAAGUGAUGAAAGACGCUCUCCGGAGGAGGAAAGAGUCGAGGGAGAAGCAAGGAGAUUUCCUCAACACGAUGCUUGAAGAACUAGAGAAAGAAGAUAGCCUUUUUGACCAAGGAUCGGCUAUAGACCUCAUCUUCCUUCUUUCGUUCGCCACGAGAGAAGGAUAUACGAUUCCGGCAGGUUGGAUUGUGGGGGUUGCACCAGCAGCGGUUCAUUAUGAUCCUGAAAUAUAUGAGAACCCAUUUGAGUUUAACCCAUGGAGAUGGAAGGGGAAAGAAAUGGUUUGGGGUUCGAAAACAUUUAUGGCGUUUGGAGGUGGAGUGAGACUGUGUGUAGGUGCAGAGUUUGCACGGCUUCAGAUGGCAAUCUUCAUUCAUCAUCUUGUCACCUACUACGAUUUCUCAUUGGUCCAAGACUGCAAGGUCACUCGUACACCAUUUCUUCAAUUCACCAAGGGUCUUCUCAUAAACAUCUCCAAGUCUUGCACUAAGUGA